AUGCAGUUAUUCGGAACGGUUGUGUGUAUUUAUUUAUCUGACUGGGUGACAAUAGUGUCCACCACGCGACCAUCUGAGCUUACUUCAUCGUCGUUGUUUUUAAGUAGUGAAGAAGUAUCUUUUGGAGAGAAUAGUGAUUCGGAUGAGGAUAUUUUAUUUAGAAGUGAUCAUGAUACCAAUUCUGAAGAAGACACAAUUGAUUCCGAAAUUUAUGAGGCACCUGAAAAUGCCAAUAAUUUUUACAUAGGAAAAAAUAUAACGCACUGUACAAAUAUUUAUAUUGAAACAAUACGUGACAAAUUUCAGCGAAGUAGAGACGCAAGGUUUACAGACGUUACAGAAAUUAGAGCUUUUAUUGGACUAUUAUAUCAAAUAGGAUCCUUUAGGUGCUCUCGUAAAAAUAUACAUCAACUGUGGGAUAAUUCAAAAGGAAAUGGAAUGGAGUCAUGUUACUUGACUAUGAGUGAAAAAAGAUUUCGUUUUCUUGUAAGAUGUUUGCGGUUUGAUGAUGUGCGUGAUCGAGUGGCUCGUAAACAAUUUGAUAAAUUAGCUCCUAUUAGAGAUAUUUUUACAAUGAUGGUUGACAAUUUUCAAAAAUAUUACUGCGUAAGUGAAUAUGUAACUACAGAUGAGCAGUUAUUAGCUUUUCGGGGAAAAUGUCCAUUUAGGCAGUAUAUUCCCAGUAAACCGUCCAAAUAUGGAAAAAAAUAUGCGAUAUACUAA
Messenger RNA from Acyrthosiphon pisum (pea aphid), 723 nucleotides. RefSeq names its product piggyBac transposable element-derived protein 4-like. NCBI's taxonomy places the organism in Eukaryota, Metazoa, Arthropoda, Insecta, Hemiptera, Aphididae. Bases 1 to 723 code for a protein of 240 amino acids. The record is from RefSeq and is a predicted model, not a curated record. The transcript has 3 exons.